Molecule: messenger RNA, 2564 nt
Organism: Olea europaea var. sylvestris
Lineage: Eukaryota; Viridiplantae; Streptophyta; Magnoliopsida; Lamiales; Oleaceae
Product: pentatricopeptide repeat-containing protein At3g49710
Exons: 1
Coding region: 96-2255 (719 amino acids)
Biological process (GO): RNA modification
Molecular function (GO): protein binding; zinc ion binding; RNA binding
Source: RefSeq, a predicted model, not a curated record
AUAGCCCAUAACACUCACAUUUCCCUGUACAUUUUGUGAUGCGUAAAUCAAAAUCCAAGGCCAAUGUUAUGCCAUGUUCAUCAGUUGCACCUUAGAUGACCCAAAUCUCAUGGAGCCUUCAAGCUUUCCGCCAAAUUUUGAAAACUUGCAUAGACCAAAGGGACCUCAUAAAAGGCAAAUCUUUACACGCCUGUUACGUCAAGUCCCUCAUUCCAGAAUCCACAUAUAUUUCCAACCAUUUCAUCCUCCUUUACUCCAAAUGCAGCCGUCUCUCCGCUGCUCGUAAUGCAUUUGAUCUCAUACUUUAUCCCAAUGUCUUCUCCUUUAACGCCAUUAUAGCUGCCUAUGCGAAAGAAUCACAACCUCACAUUGCUCAUCAGCUGUUCGACAGAAUUCCCCAACCGGACAUUGUGUCGUAUAAUACUCUUAUUUAUGCUUAUGCUGACCGUGGUGACAUAAGGUCCUCGCUCGAACUUCUUUCUGGAGUGAGGAGUGUGGGUUUAGAUAUGGAUGGAUUCACUUUUUCUGCGGUUAUUAGUGCUUGUUGUGAUCAGGUUAAACUGGUGAAACAGUUGCAUUGUUUGGCUAUUUCGGGAGGGUUUGAUAGUUAUGCUUCGGUUAAUAAUGCUUUGAUAUCUGGGUACAGUAAGAAUGGGUUUUUCAGUGAGGCUGAGAAGGUGUUUAGUGGAAUGUGCGGGAAUAAAGAUGAGGUCUCAUGGAAUUCGAUGAUAGUGGCUUACGUUCAGCAAAGGGAAGGUUUGAAGGCGCUGGCAUUGUAUCAAAAAAUGCUGCAUCUGGAGUUAUAUGUGGACAUGUUUACUUUGGCGAGUGCAUUGACUGCAUUUACAAGCAUCGAAGAUUUUCUUGGUGGGAUGCAAUUUCAUGCCCAGUUGAUCAAAAUGGGGUUUCAUCGCAAUGCUCAUGUUGGAAGUGGUUUGAUUGACUUUUACUCGAAAUGCACUACUUCAAUGUUGGAAUCUGAGAAGGUGUUUCAGGAAAUACUUUUGCCUGAUUUGGUUCUUUGGAACACGAUGAUUUCUGGCUAUUCGAAGAAUGAUGAGUUGUCUGAAGAGGCUCUUAUUUACUUCAAGCAGUUGCAACAUGCUGGUCACUUUCCUGAUGACUGCAGCUUUGUUUGCGUGAUAAGUGCAUCUUCUAAUUUGGCAUUGCGUUCACAAGGGCAGCAGAUACACUCUCUGGCAAUAAAAUCAGAUAUCCCAUCCAACAGAAUAGCUGUAAAUAAUUCUCUGGUUGCAAUGUACUCCAAAUGUGGUAAUUUGCAAGAUGCGAGGAGGCUAUUUAAUUGGAUGCCAGAGCAUAAUAGUGUCUCUUUAAAUUCUAUGAUUGCAGGCUAUGCACAGCAUGGGCUUGGAAUCGAAUCUUUGAGACUUUUCGAACAGAUGCUUGAGAAGAAUAUGGCUCCCACCGGUAUAACUUUCAUCUCUGUUCUUUCUGCUUGUGCACAUACUGGAAGAGUUGAGGAAGGGCAGAAAUAUUUCAAUUUGAUGACUGGAAAAUUUCUUAUAAAACCAGAGGCAGAACACUAUUCAUGCAUGGUCGAUCUUUUGGGUCGAGCAGGGAAAUUCAGGGAAGCAGAGAUUCUUAUUGAGUCGAUGCCAUAUAGUCCUGGCAUCAUUGUUUGGGGUUCAUUGCUUAGGGCAUGUAGAACACAUGGUAACAUAGACCUAGCUGAAAAGGCAGCCAACCAGUGUCUUCAGCUCGACCCUUCAAAUGCUGUGCCAUAUGUUAUGCUUGCACAUAUGUACGUUAGUGCCAGGAGAUGGGAAGAAGUGGCAAAAAUCAAAAAGUUGAUGAGAGAUAAGAGAGUGAAGAGGAGACCGGGUUGCAGUUGGAUAGAAGUUGACAAGAGGAUACAUGUUUUUGUAGCAGAAGAUUUUUCUCACCCAAUGACACGGAAAAUUUACGAGUUUUGGGAGAAGAUGUCAAAGAAAAUUAAACAUGCAGGAUACGUUCCAGAUAUCAGAUGGGUCUCAGUCAGAGAUGAUAGCUUAACGGAAGAAGAAAAAGAGACGAUAUUGCUGCAUCAUAGUGAGAAGCUGGCAGUUGCAUUUGGGCUAUUAUCGACUAAAGACACCGACCCUAUAGUUGUCAUGAAAAACUUGAGAAUAUGUGGAGACUGUCAUAAUGCAAUUAAACUCGUAUCUGCUAUAACUGGAAGGGACAUUACAGUAAGAGAUUGCCACAGAUUUCACUACUUCAAAAAUGGGCAGUGUUCCUGCGGGGAUUUUUGGUGAUACAUGUGUCUGUUUAUAGCUUUAAAAGGAUAACGAUUAGACGAUUAGAGUUAUGUCCCCUUAGAAAUUUGGAGAAUACAUAUUGGAACUUACUACUGAGAAAAAUGUACUGAACCUGAACAUCUCUUUGCCUAAGAAAACAAAAUCAUUUUGUGCUCCCGGGACAUAAUCCAGUGGUGCAAAGGAAUUUCAGCCUUACUGGAGCCGCAGUGUGAGGAUUUGAUUCCUAAGAUAUGAAAUUAGACUCUUUGUGGGUACUAAUGUACAUACAAGUUCUUCUUCCCUGACUUGUUGGGGGCACAUCUCGCA